GAUUAGCCAAAAUGUGAUGUGAAAAGCUGUACUUCUCGUCUCUUUCUGCCUAAGCUUCUCAUCUCCUUCUAUGGUGUGUAUUUUUGUCCUCUCAUCUCUCUAUGUUAUCCCUUAUUCUUUCAUUGCAAUUUCCAGUUAUUUGUAAGUCCGUUCAGUGAAUCAAUAUAGCUAGUUGGUUUGGUUGUUAUUCCGUUUGUUACAUUGGUGCUUUCAUCGAUCCGACCUCCAAUGGAAGCUGUAGUAAUUGAUAAAUUUAGCGGCAGCAACCCAGAGGGCUGGGUUUAUCAAGCAGAGAGGUACUUCAAAUUCCUUGGCUUCUCCGAGGAAAACUGGUUACCUCUUCCUUACUUCUACCUUGAAGGUGAGGCCCUCGUAUGGUUUGAUUGACUACAUCGUAACAAACAGUUCUACGAUUGGAAUCACUUCAAGGAGAAAUUGUUUUUGCGAAACCGGACCUUCGCAGAUUCCAAUAGGAGUGUGGCUGAUCCGUCCCUAGCUUAUCGUAGCUAUGUUAGUUAUGCUACUUUGUAUCAGUCUGAAGCACAGGUAUCUCCCUUACCUGAUUUGAGUCCUAAUUCUAACUUCUAUGGGUUAGAAUCUGCACUCAAAGUUGGAAACUCAGAGGCGAAGCAUGUGUUCGAUGAAAUGUCUACUGGAGUUUUCACCAAAGCAGCGGAUGAAACUUCUCCUGUUAAAGUAGCAUGGCAAAGCGUAGAUACACAUGUAUCUAUCACUCAAUUUGUAGCUGAUUUGAACGAUAAUCAAUCACCUAAGGUGUUCGACAAAAUGUUACAUAGUGGCUUUCGUAAGGUAUUCGAAGAGGUGCAAUCAGAUGCUCCAAUCAAACUGCCUGAUGAAGAAACUACAAUUCCUGAAAGCAGCAAAGUCCAACUGUUCGAUAACAGUUCCCAUAGAGAUAUGCCAGAGAGGUACGUUAAUUCGACUUCUCUUGAUCGUGGCUCAACUGAAUGGAAAAUUGAAUUUGAGGUCUUGGAAGACAUGUACUUCUCUGACCUUUUCAUGGGACCAGAAACUAUUGUGAACCUAUACCUUGAUACACCUUUUAGGGAGAAUGGGGAUGGGAUUUCAACAGAUAAAAUGCCUUCGGAUGAAACGAGACCGGAUGUUGGUCAUGGAAACGCUAGUGGGGAAGUCGAACAUGAUGAAGGUAUUUUAUUGGUGGUGAGUGUACCACAUAUUGCUUUCUCAAUGAAAUUUGAUAGUACUUGUAAUGAUUGCUCGACCAUAGUUGUGGGCGAUUUCAAGGAAAUCCCUCAGAAAUCAGCUUGUCGUAUUGAUAACACUUUCACUGAUCAACGUCUUUCAAAUCAAUUUCCAUUUGAUCCCGGUGAGUCUGUUCCUCCAUCCAUUAUGUUCGAGAGCUUGAAUUUACAUUUCGAUAUACCACACUGCUUCCCUGUUGCAUUGCGUUCUGGUGUAGUUGGCCUCGUUGGUGGCAAGCUGUCUAAUGAAUUUUCCAGUUGCAAAAUGGAUGUACAAGCUGUUCAACCUCGGCCGCCAUGCCCACUUCCAAAACCACAUUUCUUGGCCUUACUAUUGGAUUUCUUGGCCCAGGUUGCGCAUUCUGUUGUAAUUACAAAGAAACUCAACUUUUAUGAGCUUGUCAUAAUUGGUGUGGAUGAUUCCAAUCUAAUUGCUCGUCUUCGCGCUGCAAAUUUCAACAGUAAAACACAACCUACAGAAGUUGCACUUGUUGCCAUAUUACAUGAUUCCAAUCCAAUUGCUCGUCUUCGCGCUGCAAAUUUCAGCAGUAAAACACAACCUGCAGCAGCUGCACUUACUACCAUAUUACAGGAGUGGAGAGUAUCAAAAUUAAGGAGUGGGUAUAAGGUGAGGCUUCACGUUGUGCACUUUGCCGGUUACACAUUUUAUUGUGUCAUUAAAAUGGUAGAGUUGGUUGCACGUCAUAGGUUGCAUCAUGGCUUAGGUGAUGCAUUGGUGUAUGCUAUCUGCUUGAACAAGUGUAUGGUUGCAGGGCAGGUUAUCACUGAACUCAAUUUAAUAAUGCUGAUAAUUUUUACUGUAAACCUAAAAGAGCAUGGAUGGUUGAUAGCAGUUGCUUUAGAGAAAUUUGGUGAACAGAGAGCUGCUAAAACUGUUUAUUUGUACUUUAAGGUGGAUAAUUCUAGCUUCGACGAGUCCGACCAUGUUAAGAAGUGUUGUUUGUCUUAUAUUUCACAUGCUUCUGGAGAUCCUUUUGAUCACAGCAGUAUUCUUGAGGUAAUUCUUGGCAUCCAAUUAUCUGAGACUAUUGCCUACAUUAUGGCGUAUCAUGUGACUAUUUCAUUUGAUAGAGAAGGAAAUGACUCUACUAAUACCGCGACGGUUUUCAAUAUGGAUCAGCCAGCAUUUCCGUUGGUGAAAAAUAGCCCGCUUGUUCUUAUCCUUUCAUUAGGAAUCGAUGCGGAAAAAGAAUGGAGUGAAAGGGGCGUUGCAACAACUAUUAGCCAUAUCUGUGAGUUGCUAUUAGAAAGUAUAAUAAAUUUUCCUCAUGUUGCUGAGAUAGUUUAUGGGACAGCCAAUACUUCUAAGCUCAGAACAACGACAUUAAGCUUGACUGACAUCAUUUGGUGCUUUGUCCUUUUGGACACAUCUCUAAUUACUACACAUCUUUGCCAUGUUAUCUUGAACAAAGUGGUUCUUCUCCAGAAGUCAAGCAAUUUUAAUGAAACCAAGUCUACACUACUCCAAGCUGCAAACCAAACUAUGAUAUUGUUCCUAAUGAUUUUUGCAUGACAGAGGCUAUUGGGCCGGGGGCUAAACCGCGAAGAGGUCCAAGAUUUAGAAAGCCCAACAAGAGAUUUGUCUGGGAUCCAGGUUAAGAAAGCACGUGACUAAGUGAAUAAAAGGGGUUAUGUUUGGAAGAUUAGCCAAAAUGUUAUGUGAAAAGCUGUACUUCUCGUCUCUUUCCGCCUAAGCUUCUCAUCUCCUUCUAUGCUUAUCUCGCGCUGCUACUAAAUUGUACAAGGCCUGCACAAAACAUGAAAUUAUAGCAGAGAAGACAAUCGUCGAAGCAAUGACUCCUAUUUACUUGAAUAAUGUCUUUCUUAAGGAAUCGUGCCUUUGUAUUGAGGCAUCAAAAUGCCAUGAACCUUUAUACACAGCAUUGAGGGCCUUUCAAUGAAGAGUCCUCAAGCUUUUGGUGAAGUUAGAGAGGGACUCUAUCUAUUGGAACCAAAUAGUGUCAAGUCUAAGGGUGUUUUUAGUAAUGAUGUAUUUUCAAUUCCAAAAGGAAGCAAUUCCAUUUCAAAGUCAGUUUUCUUUUCUAGUUCAUUUCAAGCUAAUGUUGUUAGUGAUUUUAAGCUUUGGCAUAUAAGGUUGGGACACCUCCCAUUUUCAAUAAUGAAAGAUUUAGAAUUUCUUCAUUGUAAACCAGAUUCUGCUUUUAUCUGUGAUGUUUGUCCUAGGGUUAAACAAACUAGAAAUCCUUUUCAUGUUAGUACAAUAAGGUCCAAAUAAAUAUUUGAACUCAUUCAUGUUGACACAUGGAGACCCUAUAGGUUAAACACCUACAAUGGUUUCAGAUAUUUUCUAACUAUAGUAGAUGACUAUAGUAGAAGAACAUGGACAUUCUUGUUAAAUACAAAGAGUAAUGCUUUUUCUAUGCUCAAAGUUUUUUUGUCUAUGGUUGAAAGGUAAUUCAAUGUAAAGGUGAAAGUCAUAAGGUCUGACAAUGCACUAGAAUUGGGAAAAGGAACACAAGAGGCCGCUUAUCUUUCCUCUCAAGGAAUUCUACACCAAUUGUCUUGUGUAGCAACUACUCAACAAAAUGGGAUUGUUGAGAGAAAAUAUAGACAUCUCUUAGAAACUGCAAGGGGUUUAAUGUUUCAGUCUAAAUUGCCUAUGAAAUAUUGGGGGGAGUCUAUCCUAACUACUACACACCUCAUUAAUAGGAUAUCUUCUAGUGUACUCAAUGGAAAGACACCAUAUGAGAUUUUGUUUCAGAAAAAGCCUUAGUAUAAUUACUUGAGGAAUUUUGGCUGUCUUUGUUAUGCUUCAACACUGGCUCAAGGAAGAGGGAAAUUUGAUGAGAAUGCAACAGCUUGUGUCUUACUUGGGUAUCUCCUCCAUCAGAAAGGGUACAAGUUGUUGGAAUUAAAAACAGGAAAGGUAUUUGUGUCAAGGGAUGUGAAGUUCCAUGAAUCAUAUUUCCCCUUUGUUGAAAACAUGUCUUCAUACCAACCCAUAUUCCCAAAUCCAAUUCUCACCAUAGAAACUACACAUCCACAACCAUCAGAUGAUCAAAUCUCACCCAUUCUUUUAGAGUCUAAGAAUUCUAACAGUUUUUCCUUAUCUCCACAUACUUGUACUCAACAAUCUCCUAGUCCAGCCUCUUUUCAAUCUAUCCUAGACACAUCACAUCUCACCUCACCUACCUAAGCACCUCAACAGUCCAUACCAGUGAGAAGAUCAGGAAGGGUAUCUAAUUAACUAGUUUACUUGAGGACUAUGUGUGCAGCAACAUCAUGUUCACAGAUGUGGAAGCUGCUUGUUACAAUCAACCCAUUAAACCUUGACAAUAUUGGUUUUCCUCCCUAUCACCUAAUAAUCAAUACAUCAUGCAAUCUAUUUCUACACUCACUGAACCUACCACUUUUUCUCAAGCUUGUCAAUAUCCAGGUUGGAUAGAGGUAAUGGAAUAAGAAAUCAAGGCCCUAGAAGACAAUAAUACAUGAGAUGUAGUUGAAUUGCCUAAAGGAAAAAGAGCUCUACCUUGCAAGUGGGUAUGUAAGGUAAAGCACCUCUCAGAUGGAAGGAUUGAAAGAUUGAAGGCCAGGCUAGUGGUUAGGGGGGAUAUUCAAAGAGAGGGGAUAGACUAUAGUGAGACUUUUUCACCAGUUGUGAAAAUGACAACUAUAAGGUGUUUGCUCACUAUAGCAGCCAAGAGAGAUUGGAAUGUCUCUCAAUUGGAUGUCAACAAUGCAUUCUUGCAUGGAGAUCUUCAGGAAGAGGUAUACAUGAAAUUUCCCUCAGGUGUUACACCUCCUAGUCCUAAACAUGUAUGUCUUCUCAUAAAAUCAUUGUAUGGUUUGAAGCAAGCUUCUAGGCAAUGGUAUGUCAGGCUUGCUGGAGCUUUGAGUUUUAAAGGAUAUUCAUCAUCAUUAAAUGAUUAUUCUUUAAACUUACAGGAAAACGAAUUUCUAUUCUAGCUGUGUAUGUAGAUGAUAUUCUACUUACUGGGAAUGAUUUAGAAGAAAUUCAGCAUAUCAAAGUUUUUCUCAAUACUGAAUUCAAGGUCAAAAAUCUAGGCAACAUACAUUAUUUUCUAGGAAUGGAAAUUUUGCGAGAAAAGGAAGGCUUUAUUAUGAAUCAAAGGAAAUUUACAUUAGAUAUGCUACAGAAAUUUGAUGUCUCUCACUUGAAACCAGUUAGCUCUCCCAUGGAUUCCUCUUCCAAGCAUGACUCUGAUGAUGGACGGCCUUUGGAAAAUCCCACAGUCUUUCGUUAUUUGGUUGGAAAGUUGAAUUACUUGACCAAUACUCGUCCAGACCUCUCGUUUGCAAUUCUCUCUCUUAGCCAGUACAUGUAGAGGCCCUGUAUUUCUCAUUUCACUGCUGCAUUGAGAGUUUUGAAGUAUCUGAGUGCAGAUCUGGGUCAGGGUAUUCUUCUUUCAGCUGCACCAUCCUUUUCUCUGCAAUGCAGAUUGGGCUUCUUGUAAGGAAUCCAGAAGAUCUGUCAGUGGAUUUUUCAUCACACUUGGAGGAGAACCCAUUUCCUGGAAAUCAAAGAAACAAGUUUCAAUAUCUUUGUCAUCAGCAGAGGCGGAAUACAGAUCUAUGAGACGAGUUACAACAGAAUUUACUUGGCUUGUUUUACUCCUUGAAGAUCUUUCUGCACCAGUGGCUCUUCCCGUUCCACUUCAUUCUGAUAGCAAGGUAGCUAUCUAUAUCGCUCGUAAUCCCAUUUUUCAUGAACAGACAAAACAUGUGGAUAUCGAUUGUCAUUUUGUCCGUCAGCAAUUCCUCUCUGGGCUAAUCAGUCUGUCUUUUGUUCCUUCUAAAGAUUAGUUGGCAGAUCUCUUCACUAAGCCACUUUCAAGGGUUUCUCAUUCACAGAUUUUGAGCAAGUUAGGGGUCACAAGGUCACCCUCUAACUUGAGGGGGAUGUUGAGAAGAAGAAACCCCAUCCUAAUUAUAUGAUUCAUGGAGCUAUCAAGGAGAAAGAAGAAGAAACGAAGGAGAUGAAGAUGAAGAAUAAAGUAGAGAUGAAGAAGAAGAGUAAAGUGGUCUACUAAGAAACUUCGAUAUAAUUGAUGUUGUCUGAACAUCUUUUGGACACACAGCUGGGCCUACCGGGUAUUGGGCUUUUCACAAUAUUUAGAGUUUGGGUUAUUAGUGUUGGGCCAGCUGAAGAUGAAGCCAUAUUUAUUUUACACAUUUUUUAUUAUUGUAAAUAGCAUGUGAGUAGUUAUAGAAUAACCAAUAGAAUAGAGACAAGUGUAUAGGUGGUUAUUUCUUAGAUUCUUUUUGCUGUAGAUAAAUAGUACACUGUACAGUGAUGAUUUCAUUCAAUAUAGAAAAUACAAGAUAUUUUCUCAAAAUCAGAUUUCUUCAAUUCUUUCACCUAGCUACCUCAAAAAAUUAAUCAUAACUUCCGGCGAGUUCCAGGUCGACAAAGAUGGACUCUCACCGGACUGACCAAACUUUGAAUUGACAAACGGCUACUACAACCCAAGUACAAGACAUUAUACCAGCAAAAACUCUGAUCUCGUCAAUACCCGUAUGUGAUUUUCAAAUUUGUUUUAGUGGAUAUAUGAAUACUCAUUAACAGAAUAAUUACAUACACAUCAGAGGCGAACAACUACAUACACAUAAGAGAUUUAAAACAUCAAAUUAAAGUAGCUGCAACAAAGACAACUGCAACAGUAGAUCCGACAACGACUACUCUAUUCAAAGAUGCAGAGUUAGGAUAGGGGGUAGGAGAACCACCGGCGGUUGCGGCGAUGGAAGGAGGAGAUGCACUGGAAGAAGAAGAUGAUGUCGGAGUAUUGGUAGUUAGUGAAACUGGCGGAGACAGGUUGAAGGAAUUUGUAUGGAAGGUUUUUUGUAUAGUGGUGGAGGCAGCCACAUUAGUGGUGGAGGAGGUAGACAAAGUUCUUAUGGUGAUGGCAGUUGUAGUGAUGGAGAUAGUAGCGGCAAUUUGAUGUUAAAGAAGACGAAAGUACAAAAUUUGAGGUGCCAAUUUCUUAUGCCGGCUUGCUAUUUGGGAUCCCAUGAAUAUUGUUCUUGUUUUCCACCAAAGGUGAAAAUUCUCGAGGAGGAGAAGUGUUAAAAUGAAGUUAAGUGGGGACUACAUAAAAGUUAGCUUAAUUUUAGAAAGGCAGAAUAGUUCUACUUGUCCCGCUUUAUAAUCCCGGUCCCGAUACUCUAUGAACUCUUAUGACUAUGCAUGUUCCUCAAUCGUCUUGCUGUAUUAUCCAUGUCACAUAAAAAUAUUCCGCGUUAUUAUUUUUCUUCACAAAAAAUAUUUUAAAAAUUGAAUCCUGAAGUAGAUCGUUUUUCCUCUCUCAGAAGCACCUUCAGGCCUUCUUCUUUUUGAAUACCAUCCAUCUGUCAUUUAAUCUCUUAUUCUCUUUCAGUUGUGAAUCAAAAUCUAUCAUUUUCCUUUCUAAUAUUUGCAAAACCAGAUCUGUCAUUUUUUUAUAGAAACCCAAUGGACAAUUCAUUUUGUUCUUCUAUUAAAAUUAGAUAUAACAAAAAUAUUCAACUCAAUCUCUGUAAAUUCUCCACACGAUAUCUUUAGAUCUUGACCCAAAAAAGAAGAAAAAAUAAGACCAAAGGCGAGAAUAACCACAGUUCAUUUUUCUCUCUAUUCUACUUUUCGAAAAUAAUAUCAAAAACUCAACUCCUUUUAGUAAACAAGAACCUUCAAAUCAGGGAAAAGUGAAAAUCAUAUCUCUUAAAUUAAGUUACCGAAAAAACCCAUUAUUUCACAACAACAAAUCUGAAACUCUAUUUUAUUCCCUCUAGUGACUGUCCAUAUGUGACUUGAUUUUGAGGCAAACUGGAAAAGACAAGGGAGAGGAGAAAGUGAUAGAAAGAAAAGAAAUUGAACA
Messenger RNA from Nicotiana tabacum (common tobacco), 8077 nucleotides. RefSeq lists its product as uncharacterized. The record is from RefSeq and is a predicted model, not a curated record. NCBI's taxonomy places the organism in Eukaryota, Viridiplantae, Streptophyta, Magnoliopsida, Solanales, Solanaceae.